Molecule: messenger RNA, 5886 nt
Organism: Ceutorhynchus assimilis (cabbage seed weevil)
Lineage: Eukaryota; Metazoa; Arthropoda; Insecta; Coleoptera; Curculionidae
Source: the annotation of a GenBank genome assembly
GCGUUAUUCACGCACCCGCGAGCUCGAAUAAAUCUUGGCAACGUUGUGAAGUGAAAAAAAAAAUUUUUUUUCGGAACUGUGCCUAUUUUAUGAAAUAAACGAGUUUUAUUGUUAGGAGGAUGGUUGCUUGAAAAAGUAUCGGAUACGCUGUAUACAUUAUUUGCUCAGCUCUGACAUUUUCUUAUGAAGAAACACCAAAGAGCUACCAAACUUGAAUUUGAUGUGUUGCCUAAAGAAUGAUUAACUUAUCAGGAGGCGUUGUCUGGUGUUUCAAAGACAACAAAUGGAUCCCGCUACAAUUAUCGUCGAUCAGAUUGCAUGGGAUCCUCACCCAGGCCCAUUGGGCGGCGAUAUCCGAAUUUUUGGAACGGGUGGCCAACAAACAGCUCAUACUUCAAGACAAUGGCUUCACAGAACUUACAGAGAAACACAAAGAACUAAUGUUCAAGAAUCAAUUGAACGGUAGUAAAUUCGAAUUUUCUAGUGAGAAUAAUGUGAUAAAAUUGACUGAUAGUUUAGUGUCCGAAAGGAAAACGAGUUUAGGUCAAAUUCCCGAGGAUAAAAUAGUCGAACAGCCUCGUAGGCCUUCGAUGCCAGAACUUCGGUCAAUAGAUAGAGAUAAUUUAUUUAUUAAUUGUAAUUUACCAACUGAUAGCCCUAAAAAGACUGAUAGGAUUUCUAAGGAAAGCGACGAUUUGGUCUUGAGGUUAUUAAAAAAAUACUGUAAGUACAGCAAAGAUGCCUUGGAUGAUGAUAUUGUCAGUGCCAUUGAAAAACUGCCAGAUGAAACUGUGCCAGCAACAGAUUCGAGACCACCUAGAGUCAGAAAAAUGGGCUACGUUCCUAAAGAAGAAAAAAUUUAUGAAAAUGUAAACGAACUUAUUCUUGAUUCAUUAGAAGACGAUCGAAAUGAACACGUUAUCCGUUGGUUGAAACAACAAAACAGUCAUGGAGGUACGUUUGCCGAUAUCCUUGUACCAUCUAGACGUCAUUCUUCGGUCGACUUUCCCGUUUCCUCACCUACAGACAGCCGGAAAAGUAGUUUGACAGAAAGAAAAUCUUCCUCGUCGGGCUUCGAAAGUCAAAAAUCAGGCCUGACGACACCGUCGACUCCGGAAAGUCGGAAAUCGUCUUGGUGCGAAAGUACAGUGACAAGUCGAAAGAGUAGUGUCGGUUCGAAUAGUUCGUGUUCGGAAUGUGACGAAUCCGAUACUCAAACCCAAUGGCAGAGGUUUCUCAGGAAACAUUUGAAUUCGAAAAAUUCGGAGAAAAGACUAAGGAAACAGUGGGACGCUUGGUCGAGGAAUCGAAGACGAUUAAGCUUGCAAAUUGAACCGACGUGGACAGAACAUUUAGAUUCACAAUUAUGGUAUUUCCGAAAAAUCAAACGAAUCGAAGCAGAAAAAAAACUAUUACUUCCAGAAAACGAACAUGGUGCAUUUUUGAUACGUGACUCUGAGAGCAGGCAUAACGACUAUUCUUUAUCUGUAAGAGAUGGAGAUACAGUUAAACAUUACAGGAUUAGACAGCUUGACGAAGGUGGAUUUUUUAUUGCCAGAAGAACAACAUUCCGUACAUUACAGGAACUUGUACAACAUUACAGUAAUGAUGCUGAUGGCUUAUGUGUUAACUUAUGUAAACCUUGUGUACAGGUUGAAAAACCACAACCAGAAGGCCUAUCACACAGAACGCGCGACCAAUGGGAAAUAGAACGUACUUCGCUCAAAUUUAUAAGAAAAUUAGGACACGGUCAGUUUGGUGAAGUGUGGGAAGGUAUGUGGAACAAUACCACUCCUGUAGCUAUCAAAACUUUGAGACCUGGAAGUAUGGAUCCUAAGGAUUUCCUUGCGGAAGCACAAAUAAUGAAAAAACUUCGCCAUCCGAAACUAAUUCAGUUAUACGCCGUAUGUACUGUUGAAGAACCAAUUUAUAUUAUAACCGAACUGAUGAAAAAUGGUUCGCUUUUAGAAUACUUACAAGGCAAAGGAAAGGGACUCAAACUUCAACAAUUGAUCGAUAUGGCAGCACAAAUAGCCGCAGGAAUGGCCUACCUUGAAAACCAAAAUUAUAUUCACAGGGACCUCGCUGCCAGGAAUGUGCUUGUGGCCGAUAGUAAUAUUGUUAAAAUUGCCGAUUUCGGUUUGGCACGACUCAUAAAAGAAGACGAAUACGAAGCAAGAGUCGGCGCUAGAUUCCCCAUAAAAUGGACUGCCCCAGAAGCUGCCAACUACAGCAAAUUCUCAAUAAAAUCUGACGUCUGGUCGUUUGGUAUCCUCCUAACAGAAUUGGUAACAUACGGACGAAUACCAUAUCCUGGUAUGACUAAUGCCGAAGUUCUCCAUCAAGUGGAGCACGGUUACCGUAUGCCGGCGCCGCCCAGUUGCCCGCCGCGUCUCUACGACAUCAUGCUGGAAUGCUGGCAUCGCGAUCCGUUACGAAGGCCCACCUUCGAAACCCUCCAAUGGAAACUAGAAGACUUCUUUACAAUGGAAGGGUCCGAGUACAAAGAGGCUUCGGCUUACUGAGGAAUGGCCCACCCCCCAACCGACUGGUUGUGUAAUACUUUAGAGUUGCACUAUCAUUGAUUAGGUUGAUGGGAGGUGGUGGUAUUUUUCGGUCUUGGUCUGCUUGUGCGUGGGUCGUUGUAACAUUGAAAGAAAAUGCCGCGAAUUUUUUUUUGUCAGUGUAUUUGGAGAUGCACUUUACAUUAGAAUUUUGUUGUCAAAUCAUAAGAGCUAUAGUAUAAUUUUCUCACUUAAUUGACUGUAAGGCUACCUUGGGAACAUAAGAAACUUAUGUCUGAAAUUACCCUGUGACUGCGCAUCAUCUUAUUCACUAAUAGCAUUUUUACAAAUCGAAGAUUUACAUUGUUUAUCAACUAAACUUUAUUAGGUUUUAAUUUCUUCUUUAGCUCUUAUUGUAUUCUUUGAAUAUGUGUAUUUGAAAAAUUUUCAUGUAAACUGCAUUUUACCUACGUUUUUUUUACCAAUUAUUUUAACAUUCUUUAAAUUUAUUUUUAUACUUUAUGUUUGUCUUUUUACGGAUUUAUAUUAAGCGUAAAAUUGAAUUUUUUAAACAAAUUAUUUAUGUAAAACAAAAAUUGUCUGAUAUUUAUACGGAAAUUUGUGACUGGUUCGUAAUUAAUUGUAUUUUGUAUAAAGAAUUUUGUUUUGUUUGUAACUUAGUGUUGUGCGUAUUUAAACAAUUUGGAAUAACGGAAUAUUUCAUUAUUGAUUGAUAAUCCGGGGGCGGCUACGAUUUUGGGUACUUCUCUUUGAUUCAAAGGGCCUAAGGGUAUAAGAUUUAUAUACAGAAAGGACCAGGCUACUAGAAUGAGAUCAGUUGACUGAUACCCAUUUCACUGCAGGAUCGUCAUGGUGGAUCUUUGAUCAUUCCUGCAAGUUAUUAAAAUUCGUGUAGCUUGGCUAAAUCGGGUACAGGCUAAUUAUUUGUCUGAUUACUCCCUAUGUGUCUAGUAGGUUGGUCCGGUCUGUAUAAGCUUUCUGAUAUUUUUUGACUAAUUUAUUAAUUCAAAAUGUUUAUUCAGAAUUAGUCCUAAGUAUCAGAACUAAUCAGAAAUCCUUGAUGGUUUUUAUUUACAAUUUACUGCGCAUAUUUACAAAACGCAAAAAAAAAACAACCAUACGAGAUUAUGGUACAACUUUUAUGGGCUGAUGAAUCCCGCUCAAUUAACUUUACUAAAGAUAUUCUCCGUCGUUUUUAAUUUGACACUUUCCGUAUGAGGAGCACGGGAGUGAAGCAUAUAACAACAACAGGUGAGAGGUGUUGGUGACCAUUGGAGUUCUAAUGUAGGGAGCCACCAGCUCACAUUCCGUUGGAGUAUCAGAUUAAAAGCGACUGACUGUACUAAAGUUUCUGUCAAUUAUUGAAGUUACAACAUACAAAAUCGUCGCCACUAUUCGUUCUAUAAACCAAUUUACAGUAUUUAAUUGAAUAAUGCACACACAGUGACAAUUUUUAAAUUACAGUGCAUAAUACUAAUUGUUGUUUAGCCAAUUUUAAUGGAUAAAGGACCCUACCCAAAGUAUACGGAAAUUAUGUUUAUGUCAGAAUUGGCUGAAUUUUGUAUAUAAUAUAGAUUACGCCUUUCUGAUUAAAAGUUACCAUUGCACCAACUCUGAAAAAUGAUUCCUUUUUGAGAAAAUUACGCGCCACAAGCUUACCUUUUCACGCUACAUUGAACAUUCGUUAUAAUUUCUAAGUGUUUUACUUGCCCCCUAUAAAAUUAUUUUUUUUCAAAAAGGAGUCAUUUUUCAGGAUUGGUGCAAUGGUAACUUUUAAUCAGAAAGGCGUAAUCUAUAUUAUAUCCAAAAUUCAGCCAAUUCUGACAUAAACACAAUUUCCGUAUACUUUGGGCAGGGUCCUUUGUCUUCUGGCAUAUUUAAAAGCAAUAAACCUCGUUUAUUGUUUAACUCUUUAAAAUAGCAAUAAUUGCUAUUCAAGGCCGUUUUUUACGAAAAGUACACAACUUGAGAUUAUGGCCAAAAAUAAUUGUGACAACGCACAAAGUAGAACUGCCAUUAGUUUACGAGUGUGAACAAUAUUGUACUAAAAAAAAAUGUGUGAUUCGGCUCUGGAGUGCAGAACAAAAAAUUAAUGUGCUAUUAUUUUUACACUCUCUACUACAUUAAUUUGCCUUUAAGCUUCUUUCUACCAACUUGCUUAAUUUCACUUCUUUUCUGAGUACUUACCGUGAAACAGUAUAUUGAAUUUAUUCUUUCAAAUAGAUUCUUAUUUGUCCUGCGCUCUAGUGUACCAGAGCUCUCUGUGUUUCAUGUCUGUUCUGUUCCAAUCUUGCACAAGAAACGACCAUUUUUGGCUAAAGUUGGAACACACCCAUUUUGUACUCUAUAUGUAUGUUUUUUGUUCUUUCAAUAAUGCUAGUUCACAUUCCUUUGUAAGCAUUUUUGGUUUUGCGAUUAUUGUGAUUAUUUGAGAGUUUAAUACAUUUUUAGGUAAUUGGAAAAACAUUAUAAGAAAAUCGUUUCCUUGCUCAGAAAUAUUUUUAUUUUUUUUUUUAAAUAAAAUUACACUUCCUAUAUUUAUAAGCUUUAUCAAAUGCAAUACUGUUUACCUCUUAAAUUAAAUUAUAGAAAAAAAAAUUGAGAGCGUUGUUUGUAUCGAUUAUAAUAUACAAUAUUUUUUGUAUUAUACACUUGUAGUAUAAAGUUAAUAAAUUCAGUUAUAUUAUACUAUAGUAGUUUAUUUUCUGGGUGGGUCUCACCAAUCAAAUAAGUAAGUCUUUGGUAAGUGUCUGUUAGUGAAAUAGCCGCACUUAAAGUAACCGUAACACAAUGAUUUGAAUUAAAUAUAGAAAUACCUGAUGUUAUUAGUUUAAAUGAAAUCUUCCAAAUCAAAUUUAUUGCCAUCAAGAUCCGAUGUGCAUUCCUUUAAUUUGUUUAUGAGCUCGGAAUUUUCAGCAAUCAGAUUAUUACCAGUUUUAUAAUUAUAAGUUUUCAACUUAUUUUUCAGGCGGCUAUGUAAAACUGGAUCUUUUACAUAUUUAAUUUUCUCUGUCGGCUCAUUAUUAUUAGGAUUUGCUUUUAAAUACUCAUUAAAUUCGUCAACGUCCACGUCAAAUUUAUCUUCAAACUUGUUCAAGUUUACUUUAAACUCGUUAAUCGUCUGGCUUAAAGUUUCCAAUUCCAUAUAGUCUUUUUGGACUUUGUUGAACCAACUUUCAAAUACCUUAAUCAAAGUGGUAUAUUGAUGGUAUGCAACGGUUUCUAAAAGAUGAUGUAAAUGGGUCCAGGUUUUUGCAAUUUUGAUACAUUCAAGCUGAUAUUGAUGGUUUUGAGGUAGCGGAUAAUCUCGGCCAAUUCUUAGAUGGUUCAUGGAGUCUUUUAUGCGAUCAGCAAGUGUUGA